This is a messenger RNA of Lentinula edodes (shiitake mushroom), 564 nucleotides long. RefSeq lists its product as uncharacterized. The record is from RefSeq and is a predicted model, not a curated record. Lineage: Eukaryota; Fungi; Basidiomycota; Agaricomycetes; Agaricales; Omphalotaceae. The transcript is spliced from 3 exons. Bases 1 to 564 code for a protein of 187 amino acids.
AUGGACGUUUUCAAAACCAGAUUGGAGUCCUUUACUCGCCCUAAACGCGGGAAAGGAGGAACCAAAUCUCAGUCUAAUUUGAAAUGGCCUCAUCCGGAGUACUUUAUGGCGACUCCAGAGACCCUCGCAGAGGCUGGGUUCUACUUUGAUCCUAGCUCUGAAGACAAGGACAACGUUACCUGUUAUAUGUGCGGAAAAGAGCUAAGCGAGUGGGACGAAAAAGACAAUCCUUUUGAAAUUCACUUCAAGAAGUGCGGGAAGAAGUGUGCUUGGGCAAAUGUUAGGUGUGGAUUGGGCGCCGAGAUGGAUUCGGACGGACGAUUCGUAUUCACCGACAAGAAUCGGCUUCCUACUUCUAAAGCUAUGGAAAAAGCUCGAUUGGACACGUUUUUAUUCGGUGACGGUUGGAUACACGACCAGGAAAGAAAUCACGGAGCGUCAUCCAAGAAGAUGGCAAAAGCCGGAUUCGUAUACUCUCCUCAUGAUGCUCACGAUGACACCGCCGUAUGUAUAUACUGCGGUAUCUCACUCUCUGGCUGGGACGCAGACGAUGAUCCCACGUGA